Molecule: messenger RNA, 1749 nt
Organism: Trypanosoma cruzi
Lineage: Eukaryota; Euglenozoa; Kinetoplastea; Trypanosomatida; Trypanosomatidae
Product: replication factor C, subunit 1, putative
Exons: 1
Coding region: 1-1749 (582 amino acids)
Biological process (GO): DNA replication; DNA repair
Cellular component (GO): DNA replication factor C complex; nucleus
Molecular function (GO): DNA binding; ATP binding; ATP hydrolysis activity
Source: RefSeq, a predicted model, not a curated record
AUGGUGGCAGUCACAAAUGCCGCCAAUGUUGGUGAGCCGUGGGCCGAGAAGUAUAAACCGAAGACCAUCGCGCAGAUGUGUUACCCUUCCAGUGCGAAUAAACUAAAGGCGUGGAUAGAGACAUUUGACUCCGGGAGUUCCAGGAUGCGAGCUGCGUUGCUCUCUGGCCCCCCUGGUGUGGGGAAGACAACUUCCGUUUACGUGGUGGCAAGAGAGCUCGGCCGCAUUGUCGUUGAGUAUAACGCCAGUCAUUUCCGUAGUGGGAAGUCCCUUCGUGAGCACGUCACAGUUUCCAUUAACAACAACACCUUCAAUAUGAAUGCCUCUUCUUAUGCGAAGAGCAUUCUUUUAAUGGAUGAGGUGGACGGCUGCGACAUUGGGGGGGUGAAGGAGAUCAUAGAAAUGACGAAGACGACAAAAAUACCAAUUGUGUGCACUUGUAACGACCGUUGGAAUCAAAAGCUUCGCCCUCUCCUGAAUUACGUGGAGGACUUUCGUGUCAGUCGACCUCCGUGUAAUAUUGUUGCAAACUAUCUUUGUGACAAGGUGUUGGCUCGUGAAGGAAUUUCGUUGUCGAAGCAACUCCUACAAGACAUCAUUCAACGAUCUGGAAGUGAUAUUCGAAGCAUGUUGAACAACCUGCAGAUGUGGUGUCUCAACCGUACGUCGCUGGAGCAGAAGGCCCUCGCAGCGUGUGCUGUGCAGUCGGCAAAGGAUGGAGAUGUGGGUUUGUUUGACGCCGCGGAAAUGUUUCUUCUGCAGGGCACCUCACGUGGUAAACCCCGCUCUAUUGAGGAGUUGCAGACGGCCUUUUACAACUCGGAUCUGGUAGACCUGUUCGUGCAAGAAAACUACAUUCACUUUAACCCGGAGGACCGCGAUUGGAUGGAAGCCGUGGCGGAUGCAGCCGACUCGAUAUCGCUCGCAGAUGCUCUGCAGCGCAUCAUGUAUUAUGAGCAGAAUUGGUCUGUUUCUCGUGCCCAUGUGCAGCUGUCUAGCAUUGCACCCUGCGCCAUCACACGAGGCCACUAUGAAUCCUUUCUCUCCGGACAACAGGUGUUUUUUGACCGUCAACGUCCCGUGAAAUUUCCAACUUGGCUUGGGCAAAAUUCCAGUGCGAACAAAAAUAAAAGGAUUAUUCGUUGCUUGACGCUGCAGGCUUUAUCACCUUCCACGGGGGGUAUUAGUGGCAAUCAGGAGGAUGUCCUGCUGGACUACAUACCGUUGGGAUGGGAAGCUGCCCUGACACAGCCGCUUGUAGAGCGAGGAAAAGCGGCUGUGGACGAUGUCAUUCGAUUUAUGGAUCAAUACCACAUCAUGAGAGAUGAUUGGGAGUUUAUUCAGACCGUCCCACAUUUCAAAACUAUGCGGACGUCCAAUGAUAACGUCGCAACGGGAAGCAUCCCAGCUGCCGUAAAGUCGGCAUUUACACGGGAAUUCAACAAGACGCAUCGCACCGAGAGCUUUGUGAAAGGGGCGUUGCAGCACAUGGGAGGUGUGGAAACCCAAAGUGAAUGGGCCGAGGAGGAUACAGAGAAGGAAAACGGCGGCAACGCGCUUCUGAAGGCAAAUGCGGGAGCCAAGAAGACGGCUGCCGCGAAAAAGACAGCAAAGAAGGAACCCGCAUCAAAGCCCAAGGCAAAGAAGCCGUCGCUGAAAACUAAGAAAACGGCCAAAAAACGUGGAAGAAAGGCCACACCGUCAGACUCUGAAGAGGAGUUCACUGGGGAUAGCUCUGAUGACGACUAG